AUGCAUACAACGGACAAGUCUCGUCAGCUUCGCUCUCUCAUCCGUCUACUGACUGACGCCGCUGAGGUUGUCAUUAGAGAAUGGGAUGCCCCGAAGGUUGCGCCACUCAACAUUGGAUCUCAGCUUCCCUCACAGGACAUGUUUGAAGCACGUCGUAUCAUACUUGGAGCUUGUGGGAUGUGUGCGGACCUAGUGCAGGAUCCCCUCAGUCGUCUGUCAGAAAUCACUUGUGGCUAUAUCCCGGCUCGCGCUUUGCAUAUUGCAGCACAAGCAUGCUUAUUUGAUCUGUUGGCUAGUGCAGAUCCAGUUGAGGGUAUUUCCAUUCACGAGAUCAGCUGCAGGACAGGUAUCAAUGAAUCUAAGCUAGUACGCAUCCUCCGCUGCCUGUGUUCUAUUCAUGUCUUUGCCGAGGUCAAGUUGAACCACUUCACCAAUACCCCCACUAGUGCCGCGGUAGUAGGAAAUGAGCCAUUUAGGUCCUGGAUUCUAAUUGGUGGAGCCGAAACUUUUGCUGCAUCGUACAAAUUGCCUGCCAUCAUAAUGGACCCUGUAAAAACUCAUUCACUGUCUCAUCGCGAAAGUGCACUCCAAGAGGUUCUUGAUACAAAAUUGACGCUAUGGGAAUACCUGGAGACAGGUGUCUCGCAGGAGGAUGGCACUAUUGGACCUCGGCCGGAACUGCGAACAUGGUCUCUUGCGAUGAUUGGAGGUGCACAAAUGAACGGGCCGCCUUUAUUGUGUGACUUUCCUUGGGAAAAACAUAAUGGAUGUACAAUUGUAGAUGUUGGAGCCGGUGUUGGAUCUAUGUCGUUGGAACUUGCAAAGAUUAUGCCAAUCACGCGAUUUCAUGUACAGGAUCGUGGUGCUGUUAUCCAGGACGCUCGUGCCAUCUGGAUGCGCGAACUUCCAGAAGCUAUAGGAAGUAACCGAGUAAACCUAAUGGCACACGACUUUUUUACAGAGCAGCCCAUCAAGGGAGCCGAUAUAUAUCUUUUACGCUACAUUUUGCAUGACUGGCCGGACAAAGACUGUAUCACGAUACUCAAGUUGCUUCGGGAUGCGAUGGCUCGCAAUUCGUGCCUUCUUGUUGCCGAUUACCUGUUAAACACAACCAUCGGAUCCUCACGGUUGAAAUCAGCCCCGCAUCCUCUCCCUGCAAAUUACGGAGUCGCUCAAAUUUUUUCCAACAUGCAUGAUCUCUCAAUGAUGUCUCUAUUCAAUGGCAUGGAGCGAUCGCCUAAUGAACUAGAAGACUUGGGUCGACAGGCUGGCUUGGAAGUAGUUAGAAUAUGGGAGUGUCGGGGAUACAUGUCGAUUGUUGAAUUCAGAAGGGAUCUUGAUUAA
Molecule: messenger RNA, 1344 nt
Organism: Fibroporia radiculosa
Lineage: Eukaryota; Fungi; Basidiomycota; Agaricomycetes; Polyporales; Fibroporiaceae
Exons: 6
Coding region: 1-1344 (447 amino acids)
Molecular function (GO): O-methyltransferase activity
Source: RefSeq, a predicted model, not a curated record